CCCACCUCCUCCCCCCUCCAACGCCUCGCUCUCUCGGUAUGGCGGACGGCGAGAGGUCCCCGUUACUAUCGGAUCUGGGAGAUGGUGCCCUGGGCAGCGGUAACGGCGGGGUGUCUCCCGGCGCGGCGCCCUACAGCGUGCCCAGCAAACCAUCGGACUUCCCUCCGUUCCCCAGCCCCAGUCAGCCCUCGGUGCUCCUAGGGGAGGACCCUCCGCCAUACUCCCCUCUCACCUCCCCGGAGAGCGGCAGCGCCCCUCUCAUCAGCUGCAGGGUGUGUCAGAGCAUGAUCUCGGUGGAGGGCAAGAUCCACCAGCACGUGGUCAAGUGUGCGAUUUGCAAUGAGGCUACGCCCAUUAAGAAUGCCCCAGCAGGGAAGAAGUACGUUCGCUGCCCCUGCAACUGUCUGCUCAUCUGCAAAGUCACUUCCCAGAGGAUCGCCUGUCCCCGACCAUAUUGUAAGAGGAUAAUAAAUCUGGGUCCAGUUCAUCCCGGUCCUGCCAGUCCUGACCCCCAGCCAGCUGGAGCUCGCGUCUCCUGUGGACACUGCAGCAACACCUUCCUGUGGACAGAGUUCACAGAUCGGACGCUGGCCAGGUGCCCACACUGCAGGAAAGUCUCCUCCAUUGGUCAGAGGUAUCCCCGGAGGCGGAGCUUGUGGUGUUUUCUACUCUGCUUGCUAUUCAGCAUUUCCACCGCCGGUCUGAUGGCUGGAACGUGGGUGAAGGCUCAGACCUACCAGGGGAUCUACGCCUCGUGGGCCGUGCUGCUGCUCCUGGUUCUCGUCACCCUGGCCCGGGCCUUCUACUGGGCCUGCAUGAGGGUCAGCCAGCCCCUCCAGAACUUCACAUAGAGGCCCCCCUCCUCCUCCUCCUCCUCCUCCUCAUCUUCCUCCUCCUCCACCUGCUGCACCUCUCCUCUCAACCCGCCAGGCAGGAGGAGAGAUGGCUUUAAAUAAAACAAAAACAAAACAACAAAAAAAACAACACAAAAAACACAAUAUUUAUUUAAAUCCAACUCCAGGAAGAAAAAAAAAAGUUCUCCUUCUGUCCCUUCCCUUUUAGUCAAAUGUGUUUCUAAAACUGGACGGCGGCAGCUGCGACUGCUAUAUAUCUAUCGGUAAUUAUGAUGACGCGUAUAGCCUACUGUACUGUUUAUCUACUCUAAUCUCGUGGCCAGUGUGGGGUUCAUUUUAACAUUUUUAACACCUUUUUUGUUCUUCUUUCUCUUUCCCCCCCUGCGCAGUUUGUACAUUUUGGCUUCAGUCUGUGGCACAUCCGUCUAGGGCUUAAAGUUAAGUCUUAGAUGUCAAUAUCAUCCCUGUUUUUGUUUUCUUUUUGUUUUCUUUUUGGGGUGGGGGCGGGGGGACGGACUCUCCCUUUUCCAAUCCUAAUUUGACAUUAGUGUUUCAGCAUUUUUAAAACAAGUCGGAUGAAGCUAACACGUCGAUGCCAGUAGAGGACGAGCGGCUGGAGAGCCUCCUCUUUUUUUUUUUUUUUUUUUUCUUCUCGCGUGAAUCAAAAGAUCAAGUAGACGUUAAAAUGUGUCGGAAAAAUUCAAUUCAGAGGUUUGUGAAGGUAGGCUAUGAUGUUUCUGAACGCAGUGUUUAUGCUGAAUUAUCCCCUGGGACUGACUUUGAUCCAAAGCAGCUUGAAAGCCUUAAAAAAAGGAGGUGCGAUAGAAGGAUUCAACAAACACACACACCAACACACAUGCAGACAUGCACAGCCACAUGAAUUCACGCUGUUACGCCACAAAAGCAAGAUGUUUAAAAAAAAACAAGAACGGUUUGUUAAAAUCCAUCCCAGCCUCUGUGUUCAAAGACAGACCUGCAGACAGAGUUUCUCCACGCUGUUGUCCUCGUCUGAGUCCAGGAAGUUGGGUGUUUUGUUGCGGUCCAAUAAGAGUGGAACCACAUCUAUAUCUCCUGUUGUUCUUACACUUCACAGCUUUUUAUUUAACAAUUUCCCCCCCGUAGUUCUUUCACAUAUCUCCAGUCAACGUAUCAUUAACAGCAGAGCUCGGCAGAAGCCUUCCUGCUAUUUAUUCUAAGACAUACUUCUACGUUGGGCUCUCCAAAAACACAACAGAAUAUGAAACGAAUGGGUGCAGCAGGCUUUUUGGAAAACUGAUAUCUGCCUCCUUAUUUCCACAAAAGCCUGCGAGUGUAUGUGAAGUGUUUCAGAAUUGCUUUUUUUCUUUUUGUUUUCCGCUUGUACGUUUUCAAACUUACAAACCGGCCCGGUCUUGAGGAGCUGAAUUUUUCAUCUCUUUGUGCUAAAAUACUUAUUGACAAAUGCGUCACAAUUCAAGUAACAAAUUUGCACAAAAGCUCCAUUUUGCUCAAUUCUGUUUGUGUUUUUGGUUCAAUUUAGGAUCAUUAGUGGUGGAAAUGUGUUUUUCUUGUCGCUGAAGACAGAGGCUGGUGGAGAAUGUGUAGAGGAGGAAAAGCUACAGAAUAGGUCAGUAACACACACUACAUGUACAUUCAGUGUAAGUCCCAUAACUGUCUGUGGUUCUGAAUGUGGUGACAUUUCUUUGUAUGAUUUCUGUAUGAUUUUUGUUUGAUUGUAAAUAUAUUUGUGUACAAUGGGAGCGACCGAGCGAAUUCAGUCGCACUCCGAGCUUAACACUACUGCUGUGAUCGCUGCAGAAGUUUUAUUUGUCGUUUGUAAGAAGGUUAUUUUUGCAACUCUUCACCUGUUACAUAUUUAAUGAUUUGAUUAACUACUAACCUAAUAAGCCUCUGGACGCGUGUCCAAACAAAAACCUUGAACACACACACACACACACACACAUCGACGAAAACAUGAUCACAUUCCCAAGCGAUGACAUCUCACACACACAAACACACCCAGCACCUUAUACAGUAGUGACAAACACUGCAUACACCGAGUGAGACGAGAUGAAGUUACCCUGCUAGACUGAACCGAGCUGUUGACGCGGAUGUCAUGUUAUUUAUUAUACACACUGCAAAACAGGAUCACCUAAACAAUUCGCUCUUUUAUAGUCUUACAAUCUCACAUAUUGCAGAAGGAAAAAAAAAAAAAGUCUGUUACGGAGUGAGAUUAUUUCAUUUUCCUCCUCCUCCUCCGACGCUGCUCCAGGGCAUUUAUUUUGUUUCUUUCCUUUCGAUACAAUAAUCUGCCAGUUUGGAGUUGUGCUCCACGCAUUCGUUUUUUUAAAGACGAGAAAGACAAGAUGAUAGGACAGAAUUUAAGAGGACACGACUUGUUUAAGAAGAGCCUUUUUUGCAGUGGAGUGACCACGUUUUAUCCAUGACUGCAAAAGACAUUAAUCAUGUUAAUAAUGCCAAUAAUCAAGAACCUGGCUGAAGCUCUUUUCAGAGUUUGUUUACACUCAAAUAAAGACAUGAUGAUGUACAAAA
Stegastes partitus (bicolor damselfish) is the source of this 3386-nucleotide messenger RNA. RefSeq names its product phosphatidylinositol-4,5-bisphosphate 4-phosphatase 1a (gene pip4p1a). Gene Ontology annotation, cellular component: plasma membrane; phagocytic vesicle membrane; late endosome membrane. Lineage: Eukaryota; Metazoa; Chordata; Actinopteri; Pomacentridae. The coding region runs from base 39 to 851 and encodes 270 amino acids. The record is from RefSeq and is a predicted model, not a curated record. Gene Ontology annotation, biological process: phosphatidylinositol dephosphorylation. Gene Ontology annotation, molecular function: phosphatidylinositol-4,5-bisphosphate 4-phosphatase activity. The transcript is spliced from 7 exons.